CGGGAUCCCACAUGCUGUUGUGCUCUCCGGCCAGCCUCACUUCACCCCUCACAUUCUUCCACGAUUUGCGCUAUACUCAUUCAUGUCACCCAUACUAUUCGCCCUCAGCGACUGAUGACAUAGAUCUCCUCAAUCACACAAGAUGGCCGACAAGCCGGAACAGAUAAUAGAGACUGCUCCCGAUCCCGAGGAGGACGACUUGAGCGAUCUCGACGGUACCACCUCCUCCCUUCUGUCCCUUCCCUCCAACAAUCCCACUGGCUAACAAACCCCUCAGAUGUCCUCGACGAAUUCAACCCCAAACCAAUCCUCCCCUCCUCCCCUAAGCCCACCGCCUCAGGCCCCGGCAGACCCGCAGCAGCACCCCCCAACCCCGCCACCGCAACAACCACCAAAUCCGCCCCCGAAGUCGCACUCGAAGAUGCAGCGCCGGCAGCAAGCGAAGAAGACUUCGCCGCGCAGCUGCAAGCCGGCAUGUCGAACCUCAUCUCCGAACUCGGCGAGAACCCGGAAAUGCAAAAGCAGUUUGAAGCGAUGAUGGCGGAGCUCAUGAACGCCGGCGCAGCAGGGACGGACGCGCAGGCAGCGGAGCACGUAAAGCGCGCGAGCGAAAGCAUGCCCAAAGAGGCGGAGAGUGGGAGUAGCAGAGGGGUGGCAGGGACAGGGACUAGCAAAAAAGAAGACCGCUUCCAAGACAGCAUCCGCAAGACGAUGGAGCGCAUGCAGCAAUCCGACACCGCGGCCUCGACGUCCGCGACGGCGGCGAAGAGCGAGGAGGAGAUGCUGAUGGAGAUGCUGAAGAGCCUGGGCGGCGGCGAGGGUGGGCUAGACGAGGGUGGCGAGGAGGACUUCAAUUCCAUGCUGCUGAAUAUGAUGACACAGCUGACGAACAAGGAGAUUUUGUAUGAGCCGAUGAAGGAGCUGCAUGAUAAGUUCCCCGCGUGGAUGGAGAAGAAUGCGGCGGGCACGAAGGGGGAGGAUCUUGCGCGGUAUCGCGAACAGCAGCAGUUGGUCGAGGAGAUUGUCGCGCGGUUUGAGAGGAAGGGAUAUAGUGAUGACAACGAGGAGGAUCGGGAGUAUAUUGUCGAGAGGAUGCAGAAGAUGCAAGCGGCAGGAUCACCGCCACCGGAUCUCGUGGGGGAUAUGAGCGCUGCACAGGAAGCCUUGGGCGAUCUCGAUGCCGGCUGUCCGACUCAAUAACGUUGUCAACGCAUAGAGAGGGUGAUGCAAGAAACGCGCAU
Neohortaea acidophila is the source of this 1241-nucleotide messenger RNA. Its product is annotated as Pex19 protein. The record is from RefSeq and is a predicted model, not a curated record. Lineage: Eukaryota; Fungi; Ascomycota; Dothideomycetes; Mycosphaerellales; Teratosphaeriaceae. The transcript has 2 exons. Gene Ontology annotation, cellular component: peroxisomal membrane; peroxisome. The coding region runs from base 475 to 1200 and encodes 241 amino acids. Gene Ontology annotation, biological process: protein import into peroxisome membrane.